GGGCAGGUUAGAGUGUCCAAUUAAGGUUGCACAGGCGGGUCUGGGAUUGAACCCAGAACCUCAGAACUGUGAGGCCAAUGCUUUACCAGCUGCGGCACCGUGCCGCCCUCAUAAGAUCAUUAUUAUUUUUUUAAAUAGUGCGAGUAUUGGCUGUCUCCAUAUGACCUGCGAUCGGGUGGUAACCAGUUCAUGGUGUACAGGGAUAGAAUCACUCAAUCACUCCCACGACCAUCGUCAAGAUAAGCGUCUCAGAAAUGGAUUGAUGGAUUUCAUGUAAUAAGCAUAAUUUGCCCUCUGAAGACGCUGUACACAAAGCAGUUAUAAUUGUUGUUAUUAUAAACUGGAUCAAGACUAGUGUCAUUGAUUGUGUAGCGACACAUGCUUGACUUUGGUACACGCAUCAAGGGUUCAAUUCUCGCUCAGUAACGGUGUUGAUAUGUCCCCUGCAACCGACUGGUGACGUAUUCAGGGUGUAGUCAGCCUUUCACCCAAAGUUAGCAAGAAUAAGCACCCCCAACUCUUGUGACGAUCAACGGCAUUGAAAAUGAAUGGAUAGAUAAACAUCAAGUUUUCCCUGGUUUGCUUGUGUUAAGAAAUACACAAAUCCGAGCUUCACCUGAACGCAUCACAACUUCAGGAGUUCGACUUGUGCAAAGUUUAGUUGUGUCAUCCCGUUACGCCACAUUUUCUCUAGUUUUUCCUUCAAAGUGACGUCCACGCAAACCACGGAGUUCGUUUGGAGUUUACCGUGGAUACAAGUGAGCGAAAUCUGAGUCAACCACGAUGACGUCUCAGCGAUAAACGUUCGAAAAUGGCCAAAAAGUCGCCCCACUUCUCCCCGGCGAGCCAACUUUCCCCCGGGCUCAGUUGGUGGUAUGUGGCCGCCCUCGCUGUGCUGCUGCUGGGUGUUUUAGCCUCGACGGGCUGGGCGGAGGAAGCGUCCUGCCACGGAGCUUACGACCUCUACUUCGUCCUGGAUAAGUCAGGAAGUGUCGCCGGCGACUGGUUUGAGAUCUAUUCCUUUGUCAGGAAUCUAACUGACAGAUUUGUGAGUCCCAGGAUGCGAGUGUCCUUCAUUGUGUUCUCGGCCCAAGCUCACAUUCUUCUUCCACUUACUGGGGAUCGAUAUGAGAUUGAAGAUGGCUUGGAGAAGCUGCGUGCCGUCAAUCCGGCUGGCGAAACCUACAUGCACGAGGGUAUCAAAAAGGCCACGGAUCAGAUCCAGGAGCAGACCAUCAAGUCAUCCAGCAUCAUCCUGGCACUGACUGAUGGGAAGCUGGAAGUGUUUGUUCACGAGCUCACCGUCAAACAGGCAGAGGAAGCAAGGAAGUACGGCGCUCGUGUCUAUUGUGUCGGCAUCAAGGACUUUGAUGAGCAGCAGCUCGCCGACAUCGCUGACACCCGGGACCAGGUGUUUCCUGUCAAAGAUGGCUUCCACGCACUCAAAGGCAUUGUCAAUUCCAUAUUGAAAAAGUCCUGCACGGAGAUCCUCAGUGUGGAGCCUUCAAGUGUCUGUGUCAACGAGUCCUUCGACAUUGUGCUGCGUGGGAAUGGCUUCGCUUUGGGCCGGAGCAGCGAGAGUGUGGUGUGCAGCUUCAUUGUUGACCAGCAAACCUUUAAUCACAAGCCAAGCGCCGUGCGUAAUGACUACCUGCUCUGUCCUGCACCCAAGCUCUACGACGUGGGACAGACCAUGGACGUGCUCAUCAGCUUGAACAAUGGCAAGUCAUUCAUCUCGAGUGCGUACACCAUCACUGCCUCCACCUGUUCCAACGGUCUGGUGGUGGCCAUCGUGUUCCUGGUCCUUCUUGCUCUGGUGGCUCUGGCACUCAUGUGGUGGUUCUGGCCCCUGUGUUGCACUGUGGUCAUCAAAGACCCACCGCCGCCACGACCCCCGACGAGACCCCCACCACCUGAGCCUGAGCCAGUGGGCAAAAAGAAAUGGCCAACUGUGGAUGCAUCUUACUACGGAGGACGAGGAGCAGGAGGCAUCAAACGCAUGGAGGUGCGCUGGGGUGAGAAGGGUUCCACAGAAGAGGGCGCCCGUUUGGAAAAGGCCAAGAAUGCUGUCGUGUCCAUGCCCGAGGAUGCCGAGGAGCCCAUGGUGAAGCGGCCCACUCCCAAACCCGCCGCCUCUUCUUUCCACCGAAGGGACAACAAGUGGUACACACCCAUUAAGGGUCGUCUAGAUGCUUUGUGGGCUUUAUUGCGACGGCAGUAUGAUCGAGUAUCCCUCAUGCGGCCCACCUCUGCUGAUAAGGAGAUCUUAAAAAGCAGCAGACAUACAAUGGCAUAGCGGAUUGUGGUCAACGGCAGACAUUGGAGCAACAAAAAACAAACCACAGAAACCGACUUAUCUAGAUGUCAAAGGGAGAUGUUGAACAACCCAAACCUGCUUUCAUCUUCUUUUUUUUCCUAAAAAAAUGUUUUGAAGAGAAAAUGUUUUCCAUUCAAAUGUAGUUACUUUGUAUUUGUAGUGUCUUAAUUGCAAAAUUAUCCCAUUUACACCAAAAUAAUAGCUGCAGAAAUCCAUCAUCCAUCUGUUCUCUGAACCAAUUAUCCGCACUGGGGUCGCGGGUGUGCUGAGGCCUAUCCCAUCUGAUUUAGGGUGAGAGGCACAGUACACCCAGAACUUCCAGCCAAUCGCAUGGCACAUAUAAACGAACAACCACUCACACUCAUUUUCACACAAUCAUUUUACUGUUAGAGAGCAAACAAACUCGUUUGUAUUAUUUCAUUCCCCACACCCAAUGAGAAAUGAUUAAAGAAUCAAUCCGGAAUCACGUAGAAUCGGAUACAUGGGCGGUAUCGAUAAUGGAAUCAAAUAAUUAAAUGAUCAAUUCCCAUCCGUAUUGCUUGUAGAGAUUUAAGAAAGUUCGCCGUCUGUGUCACUGCCCCCCAGCCGUCCCACAAUGCAUUGAAACCCCGCCCGGCACCUCGCACCCGCACUCAUUACAGUUAAUGGUGUGGAUAAGGUGGUACUCGGUGUUGUUGGCGAGAGCAUUUUUGGAUGGUGAACGGGAACCCUCCUGGUUCGUGAAUGUUUGAAGUUCUUGGGUACUCGUACGUCAAGCAUUCAUCUACUGGGUAGGGUUGCCCCACUCCGUUCUGAUGAAAAUCGCCUGUAAAAGCCCAACGUUAACUGCCUCAAAAUAUUGCAUGGUCUAUUGAGGAAGUUUCACGAAAUAUCAGUUUAGGUUUUUUUUUUUUUUCACUCCAACGUGAUGAUUCCAUAGCAUCCCUUUGCAGUUGGCUGUCAAAAGUAGGACUGGGGGGCAGCUUUUGAUGGCGGACAGGAAUCCUCCUGGGUCAUGAAUCAUUCAGCCAGCGUUUCCUGGGGUAUUCGUACAGGUGUAAGGAAGCAAGUUGUCACCAACAUCUGUUCGGCACGGGUCACCGUCCUCCAACCGGUCCCACAGUGGAAUAAACACCCCACAGUUCCCUUUUCUGCCCCCCCACAUUCACUUAGUUACACAGUUGAAUUCUGUGCCACUGCCCUGAGCCACUGCUGCAUGUUCCAGUCGAUGCAGACGAGCAAGACAAAAAAUGAGAGGGAAACAGUUUUUUUUUUUUUCCGGGGGUCUCACAUUUAGUGCCUGAGGGCCUUCGACACCAAAGGUAGGCGGCGGCGGAGCGGGGGGCAUCCACAGCUGUGGUGCCGAACUCGCCCCAGGCACAAAUAAAGAGAUUUGAUGCGUUUUGACUGUGUUGUCGGGCAAGCGCUGGGAACCAGGGAGGCACUUCAGAGCCAACUUGGUGCUCGCAACAUCUGCCGCCAAGUUUUUCGUGGGAUCGGCUGGGGACGGCAGGU
Molecule: messenger RNA, 3811 nt
Organism: Syngnathoides biaculeatus (alligator pipefish)
Lineage: Eukaryota; Metazoa; Chordata; Actinopteri; Syngnathiformes; Syngnathidae
Gene: antxr2a
Product: ANTXR cell adhesion molecule 2a
Exons: 18
Coding region: 812-2296 (494 amino acids)
Cellular component (GO): membrane
Molecular function (GO): signaling receptor activity
Source: RefSeq, a predicted model, not a curated record